Messenger RNA from Hippoglossus stenolepis (Pacific halibut), 1226 nucleotides. RefSeq names its product serine palmitoyltransferase, small subunit A (gene sptssa). The record is from RefSeq and is a predicted model, not a curated record. The transcript has 2 exons. Gene Ontology annotation, biological process: ceramide biosynthetic process. The coding region runs from base 105 to 311 and encodes 68 amino acids. Lineage: Eukaryota; Metazoa; Chordata; Actinopteri; Pleuronectiformes; Pleuronectidae. Gene Ontology annotation, cellular component: serine palmitoyltransferase complex. Gene Ontology annotation, molecular function: serine C-palmitoyltransferase activity.
UGAGAGGCAGCACCGCGUGACGAGACGCCGGCGCUCCCACAACAGGAAGAAGGAGAAGAAGGAGAAGGUGAGGAAGAGGAGGAGGAAGAAGAAGACGUGUGACCAUGGCUCUGGGGGACUGUUGGAAACAGCUGUCCUGGUUUUAUUACCAGUAUCUGCUGGUGACCGCGCUCUACAUGCUGGAGCCCUGGGAGCGGACGGUGUUCAACUCCCUGCUCGUCUCCGUGGCCGGCAUGGCUGUUUACACCGGCUACGUCUUCAUGCCUCAGCACAUCAUGGCCAUCCUGCACUACUUCGAGGUCAUCCAAUGACACGAUGACUCGUCCAUCCACCCGCUGGUCCCCGUCUGUCUCUGGCUUCCUGUCCGUCCAUCUGUCUGCCUGCGUGACUGCCUGUCUGUCUCUCCUGGGUGUGAGGUGGGGAUCGACUCUCCUCCUUUCCAAAGCUUAUUUAAUAUCAUAGGUCAACUCUGUGGACGUCGUGCUGGCGGCCACACCGGACGGCGUUGUCCUCCGGGACGGUUUCUCCUUCACUCGUCUGAAAGACUCUGAUUGUGAACAGUGUUGGGUUUGGAGUCAGGCCAUGGACGACCGAGCUGAGAUUUGAUUCAUGUGUUUUUUCUUUUUAAUCCCUGGAAUCAAGCGCACCUUACAGUUUUGAAAAUGUUAUUACAUGGAGGUGACUGGACUAUUAUAUUUUUAUUCCCUCAAGAUAUCAGAGUGUUGUUGUCUGAAGAGUUUAAUUCAGGAGCAGGAAACCAAAGCGGCUGAUGGAGAAAAUCAUUUUUCUUUUUGUUUUGAGCUAAAGCUGCUGAUCUGUGAUCCUGGUGGUUUCGACCCAGUGGACAGUAACUGCUGGGAACCAUCAUCCUCCAGCUGUUUCCGUUCCCCAGCAUCGUUCUCAAAGACGGGGACUUCCUGUAGAAACUAAGUCAUUUGUAUUGUUGGCUACUCGCUCAGUUUAUAAUGAUUCCACAGUUUUCUUCAGCACAAAUGUGACCAACGUCUGAAUCAGUGAGUUUCUUUUAUUUUUCUUCUGUGAUUUUGAAAAUGUAAAUUGUUUGAAGCCAAGUUCCCGUUUCAAAGACCUGAACUGGACGUCGCCUUAAAAACAGCCUUAAAAAAUCUUAAAUACAUAGAGUGAGGUCUAAUGUUCAUUAAACGCUACUUGUGUAACACUUAAAAAUGAAUUUUUAAAAGAAAUAUUUUGACACCAUGUAAAGUUUA